Molecule: messenger RNA, 3417 nt
Organism: Knipowitschia caucasica
Lineage: Eukaryota; Metazoa; Chordata; Actinopteri; Gobiiformes; Gobiidae
Source: the annotation of a GenBank genome assembly
AUGUUCGCAGAUGAAAAGACGUGUGGACCUCAUGAAUUCCGCUGCGAGAAUAACAACUGCAUCCCGGACCACUGGAGGUGCGACAGCCAGAACGACUGCGGAGACAACUCGGAUGAACGCAACUGCAAGCCAGUCACGUGUAACCACAAGGACUUCGCCUGCGCCAACGGAGACUGCAUCUCGUCCAGGUUUAGGUGUGAUGGGGACUACGACUGUCUGGACAAUUCAGAUGAGAAAGGAUGUGAGGCGCAUUGUGCUGAGGACCAGUUUCAAUGCCUCAACAACCUGUGCAUCUCACAGAAGUGGGUCUGCGAUGGACAGGAAGACUGCAAAAUGGGAGAAGACGAAAAGAACUGCCAGGGAACCGCCCCAUCAUGCUCUGUAAACGAGUAUGUGUGUGCGAGUGGGGGCUGUGUGUCGGCCAGCCUCAGAUGUGACGGACACGACAACUGUCUGGACGGAUCUGAUGAGAUUGGCUGUGUGAAGGAGUGCAGAGAAGAUGAGUUUCUGUGUCUGAACCGUGCUCACUGUAUCCCGCGGCGAUGGCGCUGUGAUGAUGUCUUCGACUGCAUGGACCACAGCGAUGAGGAGAACUGCAGCCAAGGAGCAUUUUUCUGCCGCGCUGAUGAGUUCAUCUGUAACAACACUCUGUGUAAACUGCACACUUGGGUGUGCGACGGAAAAGACCACUGUGGAGACAAUUCUGACGAGGACUCAGACAUGUGUGCUAAACUUCCCUGCCCUCCCACUCGGCCGUUCCGCUGCAGGAACGAUCAGGUCUGUCUGCGCUCGGAUCAAGUCUGCAACAAAGUGGACGACUGCGGAGACGGAUCUGACGAGGAGGAGUGUGAAGUGGUUAUUGGUCGACCUCGUCCUUGUGGUAAAACUGAAUUCUCCUGCAGCAACCGUCGCUGCAUCCCGCUCCAGCUGCAGUGUGACCUCUUCAACGACUGCGGAGACGGCGGUUCAGAUGAGCAGGACUGCAAAGCCUUUUCCAGUGGAGAUGUUUGUGGGAAGAAAACAAAUCCUUGUGGUGAGGAUGCCACAUGUAACCAGACCAAUGCUAAUGCGAUCUGCCAGUGCAAACCGGGCUUCAAGAGGAACCAGGAGACAGGACAGUGUGAAGAAACAAAUGAAUGCCUUCAGUUUGAUGCGUGUCCACAUUACUGCACUAACACAAAGGGAGCCUUCAAAUGCACCUGCGACAGAAAUUACAAAGACAUCAAUGGAAACUGUGUCGCUAAAGGACCGGAGGAACGAGUGCUGUACAUCUCCAAUGACACUGAAAUCAGGAGUUUUGUUUACCCCUUUAACCAAAGCCAAGGACACAAGCUGCUCACCCGCAUUGAGGAGAACGCUCGCAUCAUCGGCAUGGACGUUUUAUUUCAUCAACAAAAGUUUAUCUGGGCAACGCAAUUCAACCCCGGUGGAAUUUUCUACAAAGAGUCUCAAGACAGGAGCCAGGCAAAGAGCAAUGUCAGGAAUAUUUGUUCAGACUUCCGCCGACCUCGAGACAUCUCUGCAGACUGGGUCACGGGGAACAUUUACUGGACCGAUCACUCGAGGAUGCACUGGUUCAGCUAUUACACAGCCCACUGGACAAAGUUACGCUACUCCAUAAAUGUGGGCCAGCUAAAGGGCCCCAACUGCACACGCUUAAUCACUGACAUCGCCGGAGAGCCCUAUGCUAUCGUGGUUAACCCAGCCAGAGGGAUGAUGUACUGGAGUGUAAUUGGCGACCACUCUCACAUCGAGGAGUCGGCCAUGGACGGAUCCCUGCGCAGAGUUCUGCUGGAGAAGAAUCUACGGAGACCAACAGGGCUGGCCAUUGAUUUCUUCAAUCAGCGGCUGUACUGGGCCGAUCCGGAGAUGUCUCAUAUUGGGAGUGUGAGGUUUGAUGGAUCUGAUCCUUUGGUCACAAUCAGUGAUAGACACGGCAUUUCACAGCCAUACAGAAUAGACCUGUUUGAAGACUACAUCUAUGGGACUCGGCUCACACAUGAAGUUUUCAAAAUCCACAAAUUUGGCAAACAGUCAGUGGAGUUUCUAAGUUUGGGUGUGGACAAACCCACUAAUGUGUUGAUCUCCCAUCGAUUCAAGCAGCAAGACGCAUCUAACCCGUGUCUGAGGAUGUCCUGUGAUUUCAUGUGUUUGCUGAACCCGACCGGAGCCAGAUGCACCUGCCCCGAGGGGAAGGUACUGGUCAACGGCACCUGCGCAGACAACAGCCUAUCAGGUGAACUGUGUCGUCCCCCGUGUGAGAACGGAGGCCGCUGUCUGACCAAUGAGAAGGGAGACUGGAGGUGCUACUGCUGGCCAGACUUUUCCGGAGAGCGCUGUGAGGUCAACCACUGCUCGGACUACUGCCUGAACGGGGGCACGUGCACGGGCUCGCCACUGGGUAAACCCACGUGUCGCUGCCCCCUCGGCUUCUCCGGGCCGUUCUGUGAGCGCCGCAUCUGUGACAACUUCUGUAUGAACGGUGGAACGUGCGAUGUAACCCAGGGCAACCAGCCGGUGUGCCGCUGCAUGGCCGAGUACACCGGGGAACGCUGCCUUUACCACAUUUGCCACCACUACUGCGUGAACUCCAAGGCCUGCACGUUGUCCAGCAGCGGCUACGUGGAGUGUGUGUGUCCCGCCCGCUUCGAGGGAAACAAGUGCGAGGUGGACAAAUGCUUGCGCUGUCACGGAGCUCCCUGCCUCAUCAACGAAGACACCGGCGAUGUGGUGUGCAACUGCACAAACGGCAGAAUCGCACCCAGCUGUCAACUCUGUGACGGAUAUUGCUACAAUGGCGGCACCUGUCACCUGGACCCUGACACCAACCUGCCUUUCUGUCACUGUACAUCAGGGUUCAAGAAUCAGCGUUGUGACGAGCUGGCCAACCCCUGCGAUUACUUCUGUCAAAACGAGGGAAUUUGCACAUUAACCGCGCUUAACAAACCUCGCUGCAAAUGCUCCGCUAACUGGGCCGGGACGCAGUGUGAGAGACCUGCCCCCAAAAGCAGCAAAUCAGACAACACCAGCGGAGGGAGCAUAGCUAUCAUCGUGCCGCUGGUGCUGCUCGUCAUCCUGAUUGUGAUGGUGGUCGCCGGCGUCUACGUGUGCAAGCAGAGGCAAAGGGGAAAGAGAGUCCAGAGGCAGCCCAUGACCAACGGAGGCAUCAACGUGGAGAUCGGAAACCCCUCGUACAACAUGUAUGAGGUGGACCACGACAACCACGCGGACGCCGGCAGUCUGCUGAGACCAAACUUCACGCUGGACCCUCACAAGCCCUUGAACUACUCCAAUCCAGUGUAUGCAAAGAUUUACCUGGACGGGCAAAACUGUCGAAAGCCAGUCCUCAGUAUUGACGAGAGGAGAGAGCUACUCCCAAAGAAACUCGAGGGGACAAUUCAUGAAACCGCCGCAUAG